UGUGUGCAGCCGGUCUUUUAGAUGCUAAAAUAGGAAGUGACCAAAUUAUCACAAGCUCUGCCGGAUAGAGGGGGAAGGAAGCUCUCUGAUGCUUAGCGCAUAAGUCGUCUUCUGAUGAACUUGGGCACAGUUUGAAGGCAUAACAGUGAGCCGCUAAUAUUUGACGCAGAGAUGAUUUUCUGGAGCUGUUUGUUGUCGCUCUCUUUGUGGCUCAGAGUGUCACCUGCUAAUGCCAAUGAGUGGGAAGCGGCAGUGAACGCGUCGGUGGUGGGUUUGUCCGGAUCAUGUGUGGUGGUUUCCUGUGAGUUCAGCUACCCUGCUAAAGGAAGAACAUACACAGAAUUCACAGGGAUUUGGUACAAAACCAAUGAGGAAUCGGUAGUAUUCCAUAGAGACCACUCAAAAAUCAUAGAGGCAUUUAAAGGUCGCACUAGUCUAACUGGUGAUUUGAGCAAAAACGACUGUUCUUUGAACAUCAGCUCUCUAAAACGCAGUGAUGAAGGAUCGUUCAUGUUCCGGGUUGACAUUAAAGAUCUGGACAAAUACACAUAUAAAAAGGAUAAAGAAAAGGUUUCUAUAAAAGUGGAGGAAACACCAAAGAUUCCAUCCGUCUCUGUGGAAGAGGAAGUGACAUCAGGGAAAAGGGUGACCGCUACCUGCGCGGUGUAUCAUUCCUGUCCGUCAAACCUGCCUCGUGUCACCUGGAGCCACGAUGGCACACACUCAAGGUCAUCACAGCCACAACAUCACGGCCAGUGGUUGAUUACGUAUUACAACCUGACCUUCACUCCUUCUAGAGAAGACCACGAGAAACAGCUCAGCUGCUCUGCGCAGUUUGAAGUGAAGACAGUGACAGGCAACAGAACUCUCAACGUUAAAUAUCCUCCAUAUAACGUCAGGGUGACCACUAAAGCGUCAGUGAAGGAGAACGACUCUGUGGAGCUGACCUGCUCCAGUGACAGCAAUCCUCCUGCAAGCAGCUACCGCUGGUUCAGCUCGGAUGGGACGACGUUAGGAAACAAGCAAACUUACAAACUAGAGAGAGCGUCUCGAUAUACUGAAGCCAUUUCCUGUACAGCCAUUAACACAGAGGGAAAAGCAAGUUCUGGUCCACAGAAAAUUAAUGUGCUGUAUCCUCCAUAUAACGUCAGGGUGACCACUAAAGCGUCAGUGAAGGAGAACGACUCUGUGGAGCUGACCUGCUCCAGUGACAGCAAUCCUCCUGCAAGCAGCUACCGCUGGUUCAGCUCGAAUGGGACGACGUUAGGAAACAAGCAAACUUACAAACUAGAGAGAGCGUCUCGAUAUACUGAAGCCAUUUCCUGUACAGCCAUUAACACAGAGGGAAACAAUACUUCUGGCCAGUGGAAACCUUCAGAAGCUCCUCAACAUGGCAUAAUAAUAUACAUCGCUGUUGCAUCAGCUAUUGUACUUAUUUUAGCCUGCAUUUUAGUGUAUGUUGUGAGAAGACGAAGUGGGAAGAGCACUGAACAACUACAUGCAAUGAAGAAUGAGCAAAAUGGAAUGGAAAUAACCAAAAAUAAGAAUGAUCAUAUAUUUCAAAAUUUGGGUAAAGGAAAGGAAGGCAGUGAUGAGGAUAUUUACACAAAUUGCCCGGAAGGUCAUAUUUAUGGCAACACUGAGUUUGAUGGGAAAGCCUUCUCAUCUGACUACACCUCGGAAGAUGAAGCAGUCUACAUUAACACAUGAAGAUAACAACAAAGCAUGGCGUCCUGCUAGAAAUAACACACACAUGUAAAUGUACUGUGUGUGAAUCUCACGCUUUCAACGGGUGUGGAAACGCUUUCAGAGAGUGUAUUUAUAUUUGCAUUUAACAGUAAUUAGUAGUCAUACACAUAUUUAGUAGUCAUUAUCCAAAGUGAUUUACAAGUGGGGACAGUACAAGCAAUGAAGACCAACAAAAGAGCAGUGGCAUACAAUGCAGUGCUAUCAAGUUUAAAUGUCACUCAGAUAGAAAAAUAUAUUAGUGUUAAAAUAGUAAAAUGUAUUGUAAAUAUGCCAUUAAUGACUAAAAUAGCACAGUAUUAUUGCAUUAAUAUUGCAUUAUAUAAUAUUGCAUAGCUUACCCGUUAUUUAGAUUAGGUUUGUAUUUUUUAUCAGAUCAGAUAUGGAGAAAUUUAGCAUUACUUCACUUGCUUACCAGUGGAUCCUCUGAAGUGAAUGGGUGCCGUGAGAGUCCAAACUGCACUAUUCCUUUUAAUGUAUAUUCAUGUUAUACGGUAUCGGUUAGCUUGGGUGUGGGGAAAAAACAGUGUUAAACCAAAACCCCCCAUUGUUACACACUUUUAUGUUCAGUUCUAUGCAGUCUUGUAUGCAAUAAUGUAAUCUUGUAUGCAAUUAUAAGACAGGAACCAUUACAUCUUAGGAUAAAUCA
Puntigrus tetrazona (Sumatra barb) is the source of this 2395-nucleotide messenger RNA. RefSeq names its product myelin-associated glycoprotein-like. The record is from RefSeq and is a predicted model, not a curated record. Bases 172 to 1710 code for a protein of 512 amino acids. Lineage: Eukaryota; Metazoa; Chordata; Actinopteri; Cypriniformes; Cyprinidae. The transcript has 11 exons.